Molecule: messenger RNA, 975 nt
Organism: Lagopus muta (rock ptarmigan)
Lineage: Eukaryota; Metazoa; Chordata; Aves; Galliformes; Phasianidae
Gene: IMMP2L
Product: inner mitochondrial membrane peptidase subunit 2
Exons: 6
Coding region: 111-635 (174 amino acids)
Biological process (GO): mitochondrial respiratory chain complex assembly
Cellular component (GO): membrane; mitochondrial inner membrane peptidase complex
Molecular function (GO): serine-type endopeptidase activity
Source: RefSeq, a predicted model, not a curated record
GUGCGCCCACGUGACCGAGCCCGGCCGAGCAAGCGCGGCGAGGAGCCCCCAGCGGCUUGGCGGAGGCGCUCCGUUUCCCCCGCCGAGCGGAGCAGCGCCGCUAGAAGAUUAUGGCACAGGCUCAAGGUUUUGGGAGAAGAUACCUUAAAGCCUUCUUUAAAGGUUUCUUUGUUGCUGUUCCUGUAACUGUGACCUUCCUGGAUAGAGUUGCCUGUGUAGCCAGAGUGGAAGGAGCAUCAAUGCAGCCUUCCUUGAAUCCUGGGGGAAGACAAGCAUCUGAUGUAGUGCUCUUGAACCAUUGGAGCAUUCGAAAUUAUGAUGUGCAACGUGGGGACAUUGUGUCAUUGGUGUCUCCUAGAAACCCUGAACAGAAGAUCAUUAAACGAGUGAUUGCUCUUGAAGGAGACAUUAUCAAAACUAUUGGAUACAAAAAGAAGUACGUGAAAGUUCCACAUGGGCAUAUUUGGGUGGAAGGUGAUCACCAUGGACACAGCUUUGAUAGCAAUGCGUUUGGCCCUGUUUCUCUUGGACUUCUACAUGCUCGUGCCACUCAUAUCCUCUGGCCUCCAAAACGCUGGCAGAAGUUACAACCAAUGCUACCUCCAGAACGCAAACCUCUCCAGAGAGAGCAAUAAUGAGCUAAACAUUUAGAUGAAAAAAACAAGGGGUGAAGCAAGAAAUGCCAUGGUUUUAUCAUCAUCUGUAAAAGCUUUGCCAAGUGUGCUUUAAUACCCAAUACCAUAUCAGCAAAUAAAUGCAAUAUCUUCAUGUUAAAUUGCCACCUUUAGUGUGAAGUGUUUGUUUCUUUGCUUUUUAAUCUCAAACAGUUGUGCAUUGUGCAUAUUUGGAUUGAAAUAGUUACACAUUUCUUGUAGGUUUGAAUGUUCCAUCUACACUGUUUGUGUUAUUAUGUCUGUACCUGUGCUUCUCUGGAUAAGAAAUUAUUAAAAACUUCAAUAAAAUAUUUUAAUCUUU